Messenger RNA from Morus notabilis, 1981 nucleotides. Its product is annotated as methylcrotonoyl-CoA carboxylase beta chain, mitochondrial. Gene Ontology annotation, biological process: L-leucine catabolic process. NCBI's taxonomy places the organism in Eukaryota, Viridiplantae, Streptophyta, Magnoliopsida, Rosales, Moraceae. Gene Ontology annotation, cellular component: mitochondrion; methylcrotonoyl-CoA carboxylase complex. The transcript is spliced from 10 exons. Gene Ontology annotation, molecular function: methylcrotonoyl-CoA carboxylase activity. The record is from RefSeq and is a predicted model, not a curated record. Bases 128 to 1858 code for a protein of 576 amino acids.
AAGGAAGGUGAAGGUCAGCUAGCAAGAUCACAUAUAUAUACAAAUAUAUAUAUAUAUAUAUAUAUAUAAUUGGGGCUGAGCUCUGCGUCUGAGUUGAGACUAAGGAAGAAACUCCGAAAAUUCAAAAAUGCUCCGUAUAGUGGGGAAGAAAUUAGCUUCAUCUUCAAGCUCAUGGAGGUCAUCGUUAAUGGCAGCGAAUCGAGCUCAAAUUGUUCAGAGAAAUGAAUAUUCCAUCGGAGUCCUCCCCGAUGGCGUUGAUCGGAGCUCCGAGGCGUUCUCUGGCAAUUCUACCGCCAUGGGCGCGUUAUUAUCCGAUCUUCAAUCCCAUAUCGACAAAAUUCUCGCCGGAGGAGGACCAGAAGCUGUGAAGAGAAAUCGGAGCAGAAACAAACUCCUGCCAAGAGAACGCAUUGAUCGCUUGCUUGACCCUGGUUCUUCAUUCCUCGAACUUUCUCAGCUUGCAGGCCAUGAACUCUAUGAUGAGCCCCUACCAUCAGGUGGAAUAGUUACUGGGAUGGGUCCCGUUCAUGGGAAGCUUUGUAUGUUUGUGGCUAAUGACCCUACUGUAAAGGGAGGGACUUAUUAUCCCAUCACUGUUAAGAAACAUCUUAGAGCACAAGAGAUUGCUGCUGAAUGCAAAUUGCCAUGCAUUUAUCUUGUUGAUAGUGGCGGGGCUUACCUUCCCAAGCAAGCGGAGGUUUUCCCCGAUAGGGAUAAUUUCGGUAGAAUUUUCUACAAUCAAGCUGUAAUGUCUGCUGAAGGCAUUCCUCAAGUUGCGCUGGUAUUGGGAUCCUGUACUGCCGGGGGUGCUUAUAUACCUGCGAUGGCCGAUGAAAGUGUGAUGGUCAAAGGGAACGGGACCAUAUUUCUGGCAGGACCUCCUCUUGUGAAGGCGGCUACUGGAGAAGAAGUAUCCGCGGAAGAUCUUGGAGGCGCUAGUGUCCAUUGUAAAACAUCAGGAGUUUCAGACUAUUUUGCUCAAGAUGAACUGCAUGGCCUUGCCCUCGGUAGAAAUAUUAUUAAGAACUUGCACAUGGCUGGUCAGGGGCAGUUGCAAGGUGGAGUACAAAACACACACUUUGAAUAUGCAGAACCCUUGUAUGAUGUAAGGGAACUUCGUUCUAUUGCACCAACAGACCAUAAACAGCAGUUUGAUAUCCGAUCUGUUAUUGCUCGCAUUGUGGAUGGAAGUGAAUUUGACGAAUUCAAGAAAUUAUAUGGGACUACUCUUGUAACAGGGCUUGCUAGAAUUUAUGGACAACCGGUUGGCAUUAUUGGAAACAAUGGUAUAUUGUUCAGUGAGUCUGCUCUAAAAGGGGCACAUUUCAUUGAACUAUGUACUCAACGAAACAUUCCCUUGGUCUACCUUCAAAACAUCACUGGAUUUAUGGUUGGCUCAAAGUCUGAGGCAGGUGGAAUAGCAAAGGCUGGAGCAAAAAUGGUGAUGGCAGUUUCCUGCGCCAAGGUUCCAAAAGUUACGAUAAUGGUUGGUGGAAGCUUUGGUGCUGGGAACUAUGCAAUGUGCGGUCGUGCAUACAGUCCCAAUUUCUUGUUCCUCUGGCCAAACGCCCGGAUAUCUGUAAUGGGUGGGGCUCAGGCUGCUGGUGUUCUGACUCAAAUAGAGAAGAGCAACAAGAAAAAGAAAGGGAUUCAGUGGGACAAGGAAGAAGAGGAAAAAUUCAAGGCAAAGGUAGUAGAUGCAUAUGAGAGAGAAGGAAAUCCUUAUUACUCAACAGCAAGGCUGUGGGACGAUGGGAUUAUUGAUCCAGCUGAAACAAGAAAGGUUAUAGGUCUUUCCAUCUCAGCUUCCUUAAAUCGCGCCCCUGAAGAUACCAAGUUUGGUGUAUUCAGGAUGUAAAUUUAUGUAAUUACUAUUUACUCCAAUUAUGGUUGUAGAUACUUUUUAUGCCAAAAUCUAUGCUGCCCAUUUAUUGGAAAGAAAAAUAAACAAGUUGUUCCAAGUGGUAAAAUAGAAAUAAAA